Messenger RNA from Trichoderma reesei QM6a, 3539 nucleotides. RefSeq names its product phosphatidylinositol 4-kinase. Gene Ontology annotation, cellular component: membrane; cytoplasm. Lineage: Eukaryota; Fungi; Ascomycota; Sordariomycetes; Hypocreales; Hypocreaceae. The record is from RefSeq and is a predicted model, not a curated record. Gene Ontology annotation, molecular function: 1-phosphatidylinositol 4-kinase activity. Bases 328 to 3288 code for a protein of 986 amino acids. Gene Ontology annotation, biological process: phosphatidylinositol-mediated signaling; phosphatidylinositol phosphate biosynthetic process. The transcript is spliced from 5 exons.
AUCUCCGCCUCGUCCGUCGCCUCUGCUUCUGCUGCUCUCCUCUUCUUCUCUCCGCCCUCGCGACUCUCAUUUCUCGCCAGCAGCCUCGCAGCGCCGCUAUCGUUCCUUUUGCCGCUGCCUGUCGCUCUACUUGCAUGCGCUGCCCCGACGACGGCGACGAGACGAGAGAAGCCGGCUUCUGUCUGCAGUCCCCCGCUUCGAGAGCCAUGAGAGACCGGCUGCAUCCUGCAACGCCCUCAGCCCUCAUCUAGAUGAGGCUCCGCCUUCGCAACCGCCAAUCCCGCCUGUCCGAUCCUCCAGUGCCUGCUCGCAGCUUCGCGUGAACCAAUGUCGUGGGACCUGCUGCAGCGAUUCCUCGAAUCCGACGUCUUCAAUGCGAAUCCUUUCCUCUCCGUCUCCUACCUCUCUCGCUACGCCGACCAUGUAGGCAUUCAUUAUGUCCUCUGCAACAAGCUACGGCAAUUCCCGUACGAGGACAUCGAGUUCUUCUUGCCGCAGCUAUGCCACCUCAUCAUCAGCGUCGACAAUGAGUCAAUGGCUCUGGAGGAAUUCCUGCUGGAUCUAUGCGAGGAGUCUGUGACUGCCGCAUUGUUGACCUUUUGGCUCUUCCAGACUUAUCUGCACGACCUAUCCUCGAACCCGCAGUCCAAUGCCUUCCAGACGUGUCGCCGAGUCUACAAUAAGGUGCAGCAUAUUGUCUUUGGGCUGGCAGACACUGCGCGCCAAAACAAGAUCAAAGAAAAUGUCCUGCCCGUUGCCGUGCUUUCCAGCUUUGUCCUCGCGAGCGUCGCUUUGCCAAUGAUACCCAGAUGGGCUGGCCCUCUUGCUGUCGCGCAGGCUCGCAAGCCUCAGCCCAUCACCGAAGAUGCUUCAGACGGAAGUGAGACGCCAAAGCCCAUCCCGGCCGCCUCCCCAACAAAGCCAACAAGAGCAAACACCAUUGCCAGUCCAAUCUCGAAACCCCGGCGCGUCAAGGAGCCAAAAUCCCCGAUCGCAUCCGAUCCCAGCCUGGACAUGGACGCUCGCCCCUCGCCUCGACGAGCAGGCUCUCAGGUCCCAAUAUCUCACUCGCCGUUGAACCCGGCCUUUAACCCUGAUUCGAAAAGACCGUCUGCGUUGGACAUGAAAUCUCUCGAGGCGAGGCUCAGCACCGCAUCUCUACCUCUGCCGUCGCCGAGAGGCCCAUCGCGACCAUCAACUCCCGUCUCCGCAGGAGUCAAUGCAAGGCCGGCGGAUGGCAUCCAUCGACGACAUUCUCACCACUUCAAGUCGCACUUAAGUCCGACGAACCUCUCGCCAGCGCAAAAGGCACAGCUUCUGAGACAGCAUUAUUUCCGAUCGCAAACUCAAUUCUUGUCUGCCCUGGAAGGCAUCUCCAACCGGCUGGUCGCCGUCCCGAAACCCGCCCGCAUGAGCGCUCUGCGAGCCGAGCUGGCCCUGAUUGGCAGAGACCUGCCUGCUGAAAUCGACAUUCCCAUCAUUUGCCCGCCGACGCUGAUUGACGGGGCGCCGGGCAAGAGUCGCCAUCAUCGAGUUGUGCGACUGAACCCUGCCGAGGCCACGGUUCUGAACAGCGCCGAGAAGGUGCCGUAUCUACUGAUGAUCGAGGUGCUCAGAGACGACUUUACGUUUGAUCCCGAGAGCCCGGACAACCAGCGGCUGUUGACCACACUUCUCGGUGGCAGCGGGCCUACCAAAAGGCUAUUCGACCUCUCUUCCGAGAUUCCCAGGGCUGCCUCGGCCGUUCCGCCUCCCGAGCCCAUCAUCGACAGCGUUUUCGAGCCCACUUCGGGUGAUUUGGGGAGUUCACCGCUGCUCAAACCCUUUGACGACGAGCCCCCGUCCGUUGGUUAUCACUCGAAGCACUCUACCGACCAGCGAUUCUCUAGCGGAGCGACGACUGCGUCUACGACGCUGGAUGCCAUGACACCGCGCACGUCGGGGCCCUACUCUUCUCGAUCGCCCAGUCCCGGCUCUCGACGCCGGAUGACGCUCAACAUGGCUCGCGCCGACCAGCCCGAUUUCUCCGCGCUGGCCACGCACAUGAGGACAGCCUCUCAGAUGCUCGCCCAGCUCGAGGCCACGAGCGGCAAGCGGCCCAAGCACGAGGUGGCUGCGAUCCGGGCCAAGAUCAUUGCGAGCAUGCAGAGCCUUGAAGAGCAGAGCUUUGACGCAGACGAGCAAGGCCCCACGUUCGACACCAUCAUGGCCAAGGCCAGCACGGCCAGUGCCAUUCAGGGUGUCGAUCCGGAUCUGGACGAGGAGGAGGCGCCGGUCGACCCCAACAUCAACGCCAGCGCGGGCAGGGAGAGGAUGGAAAACGACAUCAAGACGGGAGGCGUCCAGCGCCGUGGUGAUCGCGACGACCCUAGUGCGGCUGUCUUUGGAGAAGCCUGGGAGGCCAAGAAGGAGCGGAUCCGCAAGUCGUCGCCCUACGGCUGGAUGAAGAACUGGGAUCUCGUCAGCGUCAUUGUCAAGACGGGCGCCGACCUGAGACAAGAAGCCUUUGCGUGCCAGCUCAUUAGCGUUUGCCACAAGAUCUGGGUGGAAGCAAAGGUGGACGUCUGGGUCAAGCUGAUGCGCAUUCUCGUUACCGGAGAGUCGUCUGGCCUCAUUGAGACGAUAGCCAACGGUGUUUCGCUCCACUCGCUCAAGCGCAGUCUCACGCUCGCAUCCAUCGAGGCUGGAACGAAUCCCCGGCACCGGAUCGCCACGCUCAAGGACCACUUCAUCAAGGCAUUUGGCCAGCCCGACAGCAAGCCCUACAAGGCCGGCCUCGACGCGUUCAAGCGCUCACUAGCCGCCUACAGCAUCAUCUCUUACAUCUUGCAGCUCAAGGACAGGCACAAUGGCAAUGUGCUCAUCGAUAGCGAGGGACACAUUAUCCACAUUGACUUUGGCUUUAUGCUGUCCAACUCGCCAGGCUCCGUCGGAUUCGAGGCCGCGCCAUUCAAGCUCACGCAUGAGUACGUGGAUGUCCUGGGAGGACUCAACUCGCCAGAUUUUGAAGAUUACAAGAAGUUGUGUAAACAAGCCUUUCAAGCUCUUCGACGCUCGGCAGACUACAUCAUCGACCUGGUCGCCAUGAUGGGCAGGGACUCGAAAAUGCCGUGCUUCGCCGUGGGCGUCGCGCACGCCACGACGACGCUCCGCCAGCGCUUCCAGCUGCAUCUCAGCGCGGACGAGGCGGAGAAUUUUGUCGAGACGGAUCUGAUUGCCAAGUCGUAUGGCAGCUAUUACACACGACUGUACGAUACCUUUCAAUAUCGCACACAGGGUAUAUAUUAGACGUACAAAAUCAUUGUUCAAGCACGGUAUCGCCAAGGCUCGCCCCUUCACCUCAAACGCUCAAUGUUGAUCCUCAAAUCACUGGAGGGUGAAAGGAGGCAAACAACACAAAAGAGGUUGGGGUUGGUCAAACAGUUUCCAGGAGGGUAGAUAUCAAUGUUGCGUUUGAUCUUGAAGGAAAAAGAGGGCGUUGUGUGUUGCCCCAUAUAUCAUAUAUACCGAGAGGAAAGAAUAUCAAACAUAAUCUUGGC